This is a messenger RNA of Archocentrus centrarchus (flier cichlid), 3808 nucleotides long. RefSeq names its product solute carrier family 16 member 6b (gene slc16a6b). The transcript is spliced from 6 exons. Gene Ontology annotation, biological process: monocarboxylic acid transport; transmembrane transport. Gene Ontology annotation, molecular function: monocarboxylic acid transmembrane transporter activity. Lineage: Eukaryota; Metazoa; Chordata; Actinopteri; Cichliformes; Cichlidae. Bases 334 to 2025 code for a protein of 563 amino acids. The record is from RefSeq and is a predicted model, not a curated record.
CCGGUAAAGAGCUGCCAGAGCAGGCAGGAAAUAAUCCACUGAAGACAAAAGAUGCAGCUGCUUGUGACAGAAACAAAAUUGGUCUGAGCGGUAGAAGUUUCAUUUUUGGCAUUUUUUUUUAACAACACAACCAAGUGACUUAGAAAUUAGGAUUUCACACAGAAAAGCUUUACUUUUUUUUUUUUUUUAGAUUACUUAUCAUAUAUUCUGCAGCCCUACACAGUAUAGACGCUUUAAAAAUAAUGAUGACGAGAUAGAAGAUCCGACUUUGUUACACCAGAAAACGGCCUUUCCUCCGUGACUGCUCAGCUCUGCCGGUGACCUGGUCCAGCCAUGAAGAUGCCCAGUGUCCAACGCUGUUUGGGUCCGAACGUUUACCCAGAGGUGCCUGAUGGUCGCUGGGGCUGGGCUGUGGCUUUCGCCUUUUUUCUAGUGGAGGUCUGCACCUAUGGGGUCAUCAAGAGCCUGGGUGUCUUCCUCCAGGAUCUGAUGGAAGAGUUUGGGGAGAGCAACAGCCGUGUGUCAUGGGUCAUUUCCAUCUGUGUCUUCAUUUUUGCCUUCACUGCCCCCCUGUCAACGAUGCUGAGCAACCACUUUGGCUAUCGACCCGUGGUCAUGAUGGGUGGCCUCCUCAUUAGCAUAGGAACCAUCACCUCUGCCUUCACCAGCUCCAUCACUGAGAUGUACAUCACCACUGGCAUCAUCUCAGGCCUUGGCUACUGCUUCAGCUUCCUCCCCACUCUCACCAUCCUAGCCCAGUACUUUUCUAGACGGCGAGCCCUCGUCACCUCGAUUGCUUCUUCAGGAGAAUCUGUUGCUGUAUUUGUAUUUGCUCCAGCCUUCACUAUGCUCAAGGAACAUAUUGGCUGGCGCUACUGUCUAGUCAUUCUAGGCAUAAUUCAGGCAUCUGUGAUUGGCUGUGGUGUUCUUCUUCGUCCAAUCAUCAUCGAACCCUUAAAGAAGGAUGGUGAAGAGACUCUCUCUAUGAAGGAGAUGCAGGCUGUUUACGAGCUGGAAAAUGAGCAAACCAGGACCUCUAUCAGCUCGGGUAUCUCCCAAGGUUCAGAGGACUCUGGUGUCACCUCCCUGUCUGCCUCAAAUGUAGACCUGAGAACUGCAGGAGGAGAAACCAAAGCUCUGAUGGAGUGGGAGGACAAAGUGGCAGACAAAGAGAGCCAGAAGAUUACACUCUCCAUGCCUUCCACUUCAGUCAGUGAGGACGAGGGGGAACUAGUAGAGCUAGAGGGGGCGCCUCUACAGUCCUCCAGCUCCAAACUUCUGGACUUUUCUGUGCUUAAAGACCCUGUCUUCAUCUUAUAUUCCCUCUUUGGUCUAUUCGCCUCUCUGGGCUUCUUUGCUCCACAGCUCUACAUCAUCGAACUCAGCAAGAGCAGGGGUGUGGAACCCAACAUGGCCUCCUAUAUGCUGUCUGUGAUGGCUGUGGCUGAUGUCCUCGGCCGCGUGUCCAUCGGAAUGGUGUUAAACAAAGUUAGAUUCAGGAAGACCCUGGUGCUGCUGGGGUGUGUAGUUCUGAUGUGCUUGGUUCUGGUGGCCUUCACUAUCGUGUGGGAGUUCUGGGGUUUGGUGAUCUGCUCUGGCCUCUUUGGCUUCUUCAUGGGCACCGUGGGCUCCACGCAUAUCCCCAUGCUGGCUGAAGAGGAUGUGGUGGGCAUCCAGAAGAUGCCAUCAUCUGUGGGAGUGUAUGUUUUCAUUCAGAGCUUUGCUGGACUGGCUGGACCACCACUAGGAGGUGUGUUGGUGGAUGUCACUGACAACUACGGUGCUGCUUUCUACUCCUGUGCAGCAGGCAUGGGACUUAGUGCCAUCUGCCUGGCUCUGGUUGGCCCUGCCAAGUCUGGUGUAUGCCAGAGAGUGAGCAGAGACCAAGAGAAAGGCGAGAACAUAGAGGGAGAGGAGAAAAUGUCUCAGAAUAGUGACCAGUCUGACUUUUUGGAGGUGGACUUGGCCCCAGAAGACAGUCCAGCUGGACAGGCUGAAGAUCAGGAUAACUCCUCUGUUAUUUGAGCCAAAACACAACAUGACAUCACUUUGUAACAAUGGACAAGAGCAGAAUACAGAAUAGAAGUGCAGAUGCACUACAAAAGGCUUCAUUGCCCCCAACACCAGCUAGUGCUGGCUCCAAAUCUCAGGUGUCACAUUUUCACUUUCCAGCAAGCUUGAAAUUCACUUCUUACUAUGAAGAAAAUGACCAAUGACACAUCCAUGCUGAGCACAUGGUGUCACACAUGCUAGCUGCCAACUGUACAGUUCAGGUUCUGUCAGUUUAGGGCAAAACCUUGCUUUUGCAAUAUGUAUUAUAGGGAACCGCAGUCAUGAUGUCAUUUUGGGUCUAGCCUCUGUUCUCUGAGCUUUAGCAACUCAGUUCAGUCAUUCAGUAACACUUCAUUAAAAAUAUAAAUCCUGUUCAUGUAACUGUUCGUAUUCUAAGAUAAAUCUGCACCUACUCUUAACUGAAAACCGUUUUUACUUUGUGAACACAGUAAAAACUGCAGGGCCCAUUAGAUAAAACCACCCUGGGUACAUCUUUAUUUCAUUGCUUUUGUCGGUGUUCACAAAACUCACUAGCAUUUAAUGAAUCAUCUUAAAACAUUCUUUCCAAAGCUCAUGACAGUUUGUUGCAAAAUACUGUUAAGAAGUUGUUCCAAAACAUGCUUAAAAAUGAGUGGACCUGGACUGGAGGUUCAGGUCCGUACGUCGGCUCUGUAUUAGUUUGUGUUACCUUUGGCUGGAUGUACCUCUGUCUCAGGAAAGAAGCAGGGUUUUCACGUUCCCCGUGUUCUCCUUUUAGAUUCCUCACACCAACUGUGUGUCUGUUUUGUGGCUCAGUCAUUCCUGCUGAACACGGUUAUGGACCCAUUCUUGACACGCACAUAAUGGGGUCACUUCAGAAAAGUGUGGAAAAUGAAGCUCACUCCUCAUGCCUUUAAAAUGUAAUUGAAUAGUUGACACUGUAUGUAUCUGAUAUAUCAAGAACAAUUUUCACUACUAAAGCUGGACCAAAAAAUGCAGUCUAAACAUCAUGCCUGGCUCCUCUCUGAUGGUUUUACGCACAUUCGUCUAACUGAUUUUGAUUUACUGAUUUGUAACAUAACGUUACCAACAGCAAUACUGCAAGUACUGCAGCAGUGUUCGCUGAUGUGUAUGAUGAAUUAAGAAACUCCAGCUGGUCUGUGUGUAUGGAGCCUUGAAUGCUGUAAAGCUGGAGGUUGUGGGAUUUACCUUGAAAAUCAGCACAUUUCACAGUCUUAAUUCUGUUCUAGUUUGGCUAAAACCAUUGUCAUUACAUUGAUUAUGAUUUUAUGAUCCUGUUCUUGUACUGUACAAUUAUCCUGUAUGUGUAAGGACAAACAAACUGAAAAGCAAUGAUAAUACAGUAGAAGUGAGGGUUUACAGUGAUUUGUCUUUUUUUUUGUUGUUGUUUUUUUUGGCCAAUGCAGCACUGAUGAAAUACAAAGAUGCACAGUGUAGAACUAUAGAUGGCCUCAUAUAUAUGUAUGCAAAGGUGGGAAAGAUUUGAUAGAAGAGAGACCUCCCUGGAAGCACUUCCUCCCAGAGUCCCUUCUGCAGCCUCAGAUUGUCUCCACACCCACCACAGCCUGACUUGAAUUCUUUAAUCACUGUAUUAUCUUUAUUUAAAGUGUUUAUGAUGUUCAUUAAAUCUGUGUUUUGUUUUUUAUCUUUCUUUUAUUUUCAUUUUUUAAAAUCUGAGUACAAGGCAGGUUCCUGCCCAUAAAGUGCUGUACUGCUUUCAUUAUGUAUUUUAAAAAUAAAACCUUAAACCCUUAAA